GAGCCACAUAAUGCUGCUUUUCUUAUGCAACACAACUUGAACUCUAUCAUUGUGCAUAAUACAAAGUAUCUCAUCUGCCUGUCUGCCUGUCUGCCUGCCUGCCUACUACUACUACAUGUAGUAGUCAGAUAUAAUAUAACAACCAAGAAUCAACAACCUUGGAAAAAGAUACAUCACAUAACAUCUUGGGCCUCCACAUCAAGUGACCAACCAUGUCACUAUCUCAACUUUCCAAACUACUACCUCUCCCGGAUCCCGAGUUGAAGCAGGUUCUAGACUAUGCCGCCACACUCUCCAAGGCAGAGGCUGCUGAUCACUUUCGCAACCUGCUCGGCGAGUCACCCGAGUGCAUAGACUUCAUAGCUACCUUCAACUCCAAGAGGCAGGAUCCAAGGUCGUCGCAAGCCUCGUCAGGCAGAAACUCUUCUUCGGGUAUUGAACCUGUCCCCAAGCCGUCAAGGGCACCCAAGAAGGAAAAGGCUCCCCUGCGCACUCCUGCGCCCCGUCCAGUUGCCAAUCUUGGCUUUGCACCUGGUGUAGCGUACAACAAAAAUGCUGAGACCGAUUACAUGCCUGGCCGGUCUAGCCCUGCCUCGACGCCGUCUGGAUCCGAACCUUCGAAGAAGAACCCUCCUCCAAAGGGCCCUUCUCCAAAACCCGGCCCUACUACCCCAGGUCACCUGAUAUCAGACGUCCGGAAGCCCAAGCCGAAACCCAACAACUCCAACUCUAGUAGUAAUGCGCGGUCAUCCACCCCGGUCCAGAAAACCAAGGUCCACAUUACCGGCGGCACCGCCAUGCACGGCGCCUCCACCGCCCUGUCGGACCUCGACAACGCCAUCAGCGUCCUCGAAACCACCACCAACCCGACCCGCGACACCGACGACGCCGCCAGACGCUGCAACUGCAUCGCCGCCAGACACCCCCUCCUCGCCGCCGCGCCCAACUGCCUCAACUGCGGGAAAGUCAUCUGCGUGAAGGAAGGUCUCGGCCCCUGCACCUUCUGCGGCACGCCCCUCCUCAGCCCCGCCGAAGUGCAAGCCAUGAUCCGCGAGCUGCGCACGGAGCGGGGGCGCGAGAAGAUGGCCGCCGACCGCUCCAUGCACAAGAAAGCCGACGUGUCGCGGACCCCCGCGCCCUUCACCAAGCCCCGAGAAACCCCAGACAGCAACCAACUCAGCGAAGCAGAAGCCAAGGCCCUCGAGCACCGCGACCGCCUCCUGAACUUCCAAUCGCAAAACGCGCGCCGCACCACCGUCCGCGACGAGGCCGCGGACUUCGAUGUCGGCGCCGCCGUCACCGGCCUCAGCAGCAACAUCUGGGCGACCCCCGAGGACCGCGCGCGCGAGCUAAAGCGCCAGCAGAAGACGCUGCGGGAGAUGGAGUGGAACGCGCGCCCGGAGUACGAGAAGCGGCGGCAGGUCGUCAGCAUAGACGUCGUCAAGGGCAAGGUCGUCAAGAAGAUGGCGGCGAUUGAGCGGCCGAAGAGCCCGGUGUCAGACGAUGAGCGCAAUCAGCCGGGAGGAGAGGAAGAACAAGAAGGAAAAGGGAAGGCUCUAGGAGAAAGUAGCGGGAAUCGUACUGGUGGGGGCGCUUUCAGCAAGAAUCCCCUGUUAGGCUCAUUGAUCAGGCCUGUCUUUGAAGCUAAGGGGAAGGGAGCUGAGUUGGAAGGUCGUAACCCGAAAGCGUCGCAGUGGAGGAGGGUGCAGGAUGAUCUGGAGAAUAAUGAGGCUGUUAUCCUUGAUGGGGGCGCAUACGGUGGUGGUGGUGGUGGUGGCCGAGAUGCCGCAAGUUUAGAUGUAGAUGAGCCUGGGUGCGGCUAAUGAUAAUAACAAUAUUAUGAUGAUGAUGAUGGUCAUGAUAAUGUCAUCCCUCACAAGCCAAAGCCUUCAAGUCACAAGCGCAGUGAAUGCAUAAACAUUAAUGAGUGUGGUAUCUUUAUUGAAAUAGCUUCUUCU
Messenger RNA from Hypoxylon fragiforme, 1958 nucleotides. Its product is annotated as zf-C2HC5-domain-containing protein. Gene Ontology annotation, molecular function: zinc ion binding. Bases 213 to 1823 code for a protein of 536 amino acids. The transcript has a single exon. The record is from RefSeq and is a predicted model, not a curated record. Lineage: Eukaryota; Fungi; Ascomycota; Sordariomycetes; Xylariales; Hypoxylaceae. Gene Ontology annotation, cellular component: nucleus. Gene Ontology annotation, biological process: regulation of DNA-templated transcription.